AUGGGAAGAACUGCAUCUGGGGAUUACCGCACUCAUUUCAAAACAACUGAUUCACUGUUAAAAACACUCGAUCUGGACUCACUAAACUUGAAAACUAUCGACGAGAAGACAGCCGACAUGUUACAUCGAGUAUCACUCUUGGUGGACGAUCUGACUUUGUCACCUCCAUCAUGCGACGAUAAUAUAUACUUGCUCGUUAUGGUGGUGAGUACGCCAAUGCAUUUCAAUCGUCGUGCGGAAAUGAGGGAUUAUUUAAAGGUGACGCGGCUAUUUUAUCGGCAGAAGAGAUUUCGCAUGAUUUUUUUGACCGCAAGAGUAGAUGAUCCCAAGACGGAUACAAAAUUACGCAAUGAGAGUUUAGUUUACAAUGAUAUUAUCCAGGUAAACAGCAGAGAAGCAUACCGCAACUUGACGCAUAAGGCUCUGGAAUCUUUAAGAUGGACGUUGACGAAAUGUCCACACGUUAAAUUCAUGUUGAAAAUUGAUGAGGAUGUGUUAGUGAUCUAUGAACACAUCAUCGACUAUGCAAUAGGUUUAGAGGCAAAGAAUGCUACCUUCGUUUAUGGAGGUGUGCACAAUCAGAAUUCAGUACCUAGCAGGAGAGCUAACGAUAAGUGGUAUUUAUCUCGAGAAGAUUAUAAAAAUAACACUAUACCACCCUUCGUCUGUGGAUUUGCAGCUCUAUUUUCACAAGACGCUGUUCGUGAGAUUUAUCACGCGUCAUUCCAUGUCCCACGAGUCUACAGCGUACCGAGGCAGACGUUUCCUCAGGAUGACACCUUCUUCGGAAUAUGUGCAAAGUACGCCAAAAUAAAACUGACAAAAAUACUGUGGAUGUGCUAUACCUGGCAUUAUGUGAAACUGGCAGUGAAAAAAGACAAGUGUGUCAUGUUGAAAUUACAAGCUGUCCAUGGUGUUCCUGGUUACACAGAGAUAAAACAAUAUUUGGAACUACUGAAGAAUGUGACAGUAGUUGAAAGGGAAACUUGUGAGAAGAAAGCUGUACCGCUUCCUGCAGGAUGUUACCAGUAG
Messenger RNA from Lineus longissimus, 1032 nucleotides. RefSeq names its product beta-1,3-galactosyltransferase 5-like. NCBI's taxonomy places the organism in Eukaryota, Metazoa, Nemertea, Pilidiophora, Heteronemertea, Lineidae. The coding region runs from base 1 to 1032 and encodes 343 amino acids. Gene Ontology annotation, cellular component: Golgi membrane. Gene Ontology annotation, molecular function: hexosyltransferase activity. The transcript has a single exon. The record is from RefSeq and is a predicted model, not a curated record.